UAUUUCCUUGAUAAACAUGAUGACUGUACCAAAUGUUUUUUUUGCUGUGAAAAUGUUCCAGAACAUGAUAGACUUCAGAAAUGCAAAGAUCUGGGAAUGCCUCGUAGAUUGCAGUGUUUAAAGACAAAACAAAAUAAGAGGUGCAAGACCUUAUUUCAUCAAACCAGUGUUAAGAUGUCUGUCACGAUAACACCAAUAAAUACAAAUGUCUCAGUGGCGGAAAAAGACAAAGAACCUUUAACUAUGAUUAAUAAAGGAACUAUUACUCCUAAAACUUCAGGACACGGCAGCACCUGGUCUCGGCAGCCAUUAACCACCAAUGCCUCAGAGUCCCUGGCCACCUCUAACAAGCCCACAUUACGGGUAGAAAAGGCUUUGAAGCCAUCACCACCAAAGGUCCGCACUGACAAGACUGGCUUGAUUACAGUAGUCAGUGUAUUGGUCAGCUUGUUUAUUGCCAGUGUAUUGGUUGUUAUUAUGGUGCUCAUUUGCAAGCAGAAGACUCCUGCAGGAUUCACUGGAGUCAAACGUGAUGAUAUCGACAUAUCCAUCAUUCCCGAAGGUAUAGAAUCAAAGAAAAUUGAAAACAACAGCAUAACGGGUACUAGUUAAAUCCAACUAGUGGUCUAUUAUCAAUGCUACGUUCUGAUUGGUUGACCUACUACUAGGCUUUAUUUAAUAGCCCACUAGUAACGAAAAGCGCGGGGUUUUUGGCGGCAAAAAAGGAUUACAGUCUAGCUUUCACUAGCUAAAAAAUUUUUAUUCUCGAAAUCUUUGACCAACUAGUUGGAUUUUACUAAAACAAUUAUUCCUCUCGUCCUCAUGGCCUCAGAGUCAAUAGCCCAUUCGGCCUUCGGCUAGUCUGCUACACAGCCGUUUUUAGUCACGCAGCGUUGCGUGGCCGAAUGGGCUUUUGACUCAAAGCCCAUUCGGGCUCGAGGAAUAAUUGUUAAACAGUCAAAUCGCCAAAAUCUUAGCCAUCAAACGUUAGAAAGCUAAUUUUAUAAGUCAACCGUCAAAGAAUGGAGUGUUUGUAUGCUCCAAACACACCCAGUUCAGAGGAUCCAUUGCCCAAAUAGAGUGUUUCUGGACCUCCUAUCUGGUCAUAUUUUCUUCCCUUUGAAAAUAUUUAAGACUGAAAAUUACCAAAGACGUUCGUCUUGCAGUCAUCCUCGGAGAAAGGCCAGGGGCAGUCACUCAGGUCGGGAUAAACGGCGUUGAAAGUUUUCAAGAACGGUCGCGGUCGAGAGAGACACUGGAAUGCCACUCAAAGCAAACCAGUUCUUGAAAUCACUCGAAUGCUUGUCUCUGAUUGUGCCCAAUCGGAAGCCAGCAUCUAUCGCGCUGCUUUCGUGAUCUUUUUAUACGAAGCCAAUCUGAGACAAACAAUUGAAUGAGUCGUGGAACUGGUUCGCUAAGAGUAGCAUACCAGGGGCUCUCUCGUACGUUCUUGAAAACUUUCGCCGCCGUUUUAUACCUACCCGACUGACCGCCCCUGGGUCUCGGAGGAUGUCUUGCAGAGCGCUACAUGUUUAGAUACGACCUAGACUACGAGUAGUCCCCCAUUUUUCUCCAGGGAUAGUAGAGCAAGCGAAACGCGAGGGCGCACGCGUGUCGCCUUUUCUCGCGUGGGAUGAUUUUCAGCGCGCUUGCGUUUUGCUUUCUCUACUAUCCCUGAGGAAAAAUGGGGGACUAUUCGUAGUCUAGAUACGACCAUAUUGGUUUAUUUUCAGAAACAACCCCAUGGGCGGAUUCAUAAGUGGCCCAAGGCGGGUGGCGGGGUGGCUUUAUUGCUAUAGAAAUUGGAAACCUAUCGUUGCAAAAAAAAAUUUGGUCAUGACGUACUUACGCCCGUAGAGACUCUCAGGAGGGGCCGGGGAGACUCUUCAAGGGAGGGGUGGGGAGUCCCACACAUGCAGCUUGCGUUUCUGGCUCCUCCCGUCACCUUAUCGCUGUUUUUAAGUCACAUACCUAUUGUUAUGGCUUUUUCUAGAAAUAAUUUCAGUUAGUAGCUUCCUUUUCCGUCCCAGAGGCUUUUUUAAUGCUGGCAUUGUGAAAACGCCAAAGUAAAAAAUGCAGCUUUAAAAUUCGCAUAAUUAAUAACACUGAAAUGUAUCAAUCAUUCAGUGGUAUUUAGUGCGCAUCAAUAUAAAAAAAUUAGCAUAACGUCAGAACAGAGAUUAUCACAACGCAGACUUUUUGGCCUGUUUGUAGGCUGGGCCGUUCGGCAUGGCAUUUGAAGGUCUUGCAGUGAAUAAAUUUAAUUUAAUGAAAGGUUGACUCAUCAUUGCACAAAUCAUAAAGACUAAGUUAUGGGUUUUUCAUGGUGUUUGCUAGAAAGACAGUUAGUUUCCAAGAAUGCAAAAAAGGAAUUACACCAAAAUUUCCGAGCUAGGAAGUAUGAUAUUAAAUAAGCAGCAUUGUUAUGAUGCUUUGGAGUAAAUUGAGUAAUUAGUUCAUUUGACUAGUGAAAAUAUAAGACCCAAAAUUUAUUUUCGUUUUAUUUUCAUGGAGGUUAUUUGCCAAACACCAUGCUUUAAAUUCCUGACGUUGGAUUUUCAGUCGCAGGUCUAGAUGUUGCAAAAUUCGUCUUUAACUUGUUUCAAAGAUUUGCUUGACUGUCUGGUGAAAAUUAAGAGAUGAAUAUUAUGAUCAAAUGCGCCUUACUUUUAUAUCUAACAUACAUGUAUACACAAACUAUAAAAUGUACAAGCAAAAUUAUAUAACAUCGUCCUAAAUUGUGAUGAAAAGCCUAAAAAACUGAUAAGAGUCAUAUAAAAAUUACAUUUAAAAAUUGUUAUAGAAAAUAAAUUAAAAUUAAAUUAGAAAACUAAAUCUAACACUAAAAUACACGAGUAAUCACGCUAACAGAGUCGAAACAGAGGCUCUAGGUGUUACAAAUAAGGCACUUAGGCAUCAGUUUUUAUGUCUUCCGGUUAUAGAACAUCAAGCUUGAACACUAAAAUAAGCUACUCCUAUGGGUUAUUUUAGCUGGAAGAGUCCGUAAUCAAAAACUAAUCUGUCCCUCCAAUUUACUGUGAUUAAUGUCGGGAAAAGAGGUCAGGGGUAUAUUCAAUUUAGGGGAUUUCUUUGCGAUGAAGUGUGUUUACAGGCCCAACAGGUAUUACAUUCUUUGUCAAGGCAUUGUAAUUCGCUCUGAUUACUCACAAAAUUAUUGUAACCAAAAGGGCAAAAUUAAACGAUAUAAAAUAGUGCUGACUCACUGUCUUCGUUGUUUGGUGUUGUUUCACAGACGUGGACCUAUCAGAUUUGCCUUACGAUGUGGAGAAAUCCAUCUGUACAUUGGAUACAAGAACUACAGGUAUUAGUAGCUGGUAUAAUGUGGGUCGUCAGCUGGGUGUUCCUGUUAAGGUUAUGAAUACUUUAGAGAUGGAAUAUAAUCAUCACACAGGAAGUCCAGCUAAAGUGUUAACCGAAAUAUUGCAUACAAAAUAUUGCCUUAAGCUCCGAGAAUUUGUUCUUGCACUUCAAGAGGUAGGACGGAACGACAUCGCUAAGGAAAUUUGCAGCUUCUAUGAAAAGAAUGAAUACUUGACAAACGAUCGUUUCACCAGCAGUUCGACUGUUGAGUCGUAUGUAUAA
Molecule: messenger RNA, 3603 nt
Organism: Porites evermanni
Lineage: Eukaryota; Metazoa; Cnidaria; Anthozoa; Scleractinia; Poritidae
Source: the annotation of a GenBank genome assembly